GACCAGCUGAACAACAUCAAUCAAGCUCUCCACGCCACGCUCGAUCCUCGCGUUUCCAACGAGGUCCGCCAGCAAGCGCUCGAAUUCCUCGAACAAGUCAAGCACCAACCCGCCGCGCCCCACCACGGCUUCACCCUCGCAGACGACUGGAAGCAAAACGAUGCGGUGCGAUACUACGGCCUGCAGCUGCUGGAGCAUGCCGUGCGCCACCGAUGGCCGGAAUACACACCCGAUCAAACGACGCAGUUGCGGACGUGGGUGAAGUGUCUUGCGGGCAGCAUCCGCGAGCAAGAUGUGCUGUACAUCCGGAACAAGAUUGCUCAGCUGUGGGUGGAAGUGGCGAAAAGAUGCUGGGGCGACGAAUGGGUGGACAUGGACGCUUUGCUCGUCACGCUGUGGGACAAGCCGCUGACGGAGAAGGGCACGGCGAACAAGAUCCUGGUGUUGUAUGUGCUGGAGAUUCUCAGCGAGGACAUCAUCAACAACGAAGAUGCCGUUGCUGGACUGCGGUUAGACGUACUAGGAGACUCCUUGAACGAAAUCAUGGUGCCUGCCGAUCUGUACGCCGAGAUGGGAGUACCCAAGGCUGGAAGGGAGCUGGUACGGUCUGGAAACGAGGGAUGGCUGGCGAGGGUCUGCGGCUUCUUCGCAACUUGUGUCAAAUCAUUGCGCGUCGGCGGCAACCCUGCCAUGCUGCAGUCCAUGUCUUUCUGUGCCAUCAAAGCGCUUCAUGCCCUCCGGCCGGCGAUGACUUGGGUUAGUCUGAAAGCGGCCGUGGGGGUAAACGCCGUCGACUGCAUCUUUCUGGCAUUCCAUACCGACGACGUCACCCUUCAGACUGCCGCAACCGAAGCGCUAUACGCCCUCCUGAAUAGGCCAUACGGACAGCACUGGCACGACUCUUGGCUGUGCAUCUUUCAACAAGCUCUGCAGCCCGACGGCAUCUCCUUGAUCCGACAAAUCUUCGAACGCGCACAAAGCCCGCUUGGAGAGGACGACUACACGCUCCAGAAGAAGCUCUCCGAGGUUCUCAGCAUUCUGGCCGAGGCCAUCGCCCGUCACCCGGAGCUGGUCGACGCGAAGAUGGAUCUGCCUGCGUUCUUCGACCUCCUCUUGCAAGUGCUGCAGAGUAAGAGUCUCGUUGUUUCGAUUCCGGUCCUAUACUCGUGGACCAAGCUCAUGGGCGCGCGGGAUUCGAGAAUCACCGAUUACGUCUUCCAAGCUCUAGGACCGCUGGUGCAAAUCUGCAGCAGUAGACUUCUGCGAUAUGAAGCCAUCUCGGAAUCAGACGAGUCUGAAGACGAAGUGAUCCAAUUACUGAACGACGAUUUCGACACCACACCAGAACGACACGCGUUUCUGGGGAACUACAGACGAUACUGUGUUUCCAUCAUCCAGACUAUUGCCCGAGUGAGACCGAUGGAAGCACUGUCACAUGUUCUCGGACAGAUACGAGAUCUGCUGUACACCGGUCCAUACACCUUCGACCGUGGUUUUGAUAGUGAGAGGUACUCCAAGACGAGUUUACCGAGUCUGCAAUUUGAGGCGCAAUAUCAAUUGGCGGCCAACACCUUGAAAGGAUUUCAGCAGUGGCUGGCAGAUGUUGCCACUGUCGCGCCCGAAGACGAGCUACAUACGAAGGUCGAAGAGGAGAAGGCCGCGGCAUCAGACCUGCUUCGCCGAUGGAGUCACGACAUUGUCAACGCUCCCGUAGAUGACCCGGAGGUGGCGGAACUGAUAGUGCAGAUGGUGACUUUUGUUCUGCGCACAAUCAAGCCGGAGCCAGCGUCCGUCCUGGAGAUUGUGAUACGCCUGCUGGCGGUACAGCUCCAGGACCGACCGGCACACACUGCAUAUUCCGAUGCCAUCAAGUCUUUCGAAGCACUGAGGGUCAUUGAACUUCAGAAGCUCGCGUUGGCGUUCGCCGAUGAUCUUCUUGAAGUCUAUGGCGAGCUCGAAUCACGCUGCGAUGCGUUGGUACGGAAACACGCCGACGAUGCUCGCCUGGUUUGGGGUUACAAGGCUUUCCUCUUCAUGAUUGUCUACCGCGCGAAAGGAAUCGACAACAGCAUGCGCCUCGGUCGCUUGCAGCAGAUGCUCAGCCCGGUCUACGAGGCCUGGCAGGAGCCCUCGCUCAGUGCGUCCGUGACGACCUUGUCUAGCUUUUGCCAGAGUCUAGGUCUUGGAAAUCUACCUGACUUUUACCGGCGGAACCGGUUUGAUCAGAUCUCAGACUGGGCGACUCAGCAACUCGACGAUGCAGGGCAGGCGAGGCAGGCUGAGAUCCGUGCCAAGGGCGAUGCCCUACCGAUUCGAAUGACAAAGUCCAUGCUGGCUGCGACGAUCGAGAAGCUGGGGAGUGGCACCGAAGAAUUCGAAAUCGCUUGCCAGCUCUGGAGUGGCAUUAUCCCCGUGAUUCUGCCAAACCUCCUCCAGCUGCUUCGUCAUGCACAGGCCUUCCACAACAUGUCCAACUGGUCACAGCUGCCGGAGGAGCUGCAGAUGGUCAUCAAGCGUACGCUGCAAGAUCGCUUCUGGCAGUCGGGCAUCUCGAGUGAAAGCAAGGAUGAGUUUUAUGCUCGCAUCAGCGGGUCCAAGACGUCGUACGAAGGCUUUGCAAGCGCCGUUCGCGGGACGAUGAGGAACAUUCGCGAGCAAGGAUACCACAUGCUCUACCUCAUGACCAAGUUCGAAGAGCCGGUGUUCGGCAUCCCAGACCUCGCGCCAUCUCUGGCGGAGGCUCUCUUUGCUGAUGCCGACGCUCUAUCAGCGAACCAACUCCAUCCACUCAUCAACCUGAUGACUGGGAUUGUGCAGCGCUGUCCACCUCAUCAUCGCAAGCUCUUCCUCCCUCCGCUCCUCACUCAGCUCUUCCACAAGUUCGACAAGAAGAUCAGCAGUGAAUGGGAGGCGCUUGGUCAAGCGAGUCAUCAAAACGCUGAAGACGCCGAGUUGUCAGAAGAGAUGCGUGUGGAGAGCGUGUUGCGCCAUCUGACCUACUCGAUGGUCUCGUUCGUGACAUUCCUCCUCGAAUUCGACACGCCGCCUCAGCAGAGCAACGGCCAUGGGCCCGUCAAACCCAGUCGAGACAACAUGGUCCUAUCCGACCUCUCCAUCCUGGAACACCUGAUGCUCUUCUGCACGCACGCGCUGCGCAUGCGCGACACGAGAUGCUGCACGACCAUCUGUCGCGUCUUCCGCAGCAUCAUCCCGCUCUUCCAAUCCGACGACGCGCCCCCGGCACCACAGGUGCGCGACUUCAUCAGCACCGAAGUGCUAAAAGCGUGCAUCACCUCCCUCAACGAACCCUACUUCUCCGAUAUGCAGAAAGACCUCGCGGCCCUCAUUGCCCAGAUCCUUUCGCUCUACUCCCCCCGCACCAACAUCCCGCGCGACAUCUUGCUCUCUUUGCCCGCCAUGACGACGGCGAAGGUCGACAAGGCGCUGGGGAAGAUUGGCAAGGCGGCGAACGAGAGGCAGCAGCGUGCGCUCGUGCUCAACUUGCUGGAUGGCGUGCGGGGCGUGAGUAUCUACGAGGCGGGCAAGAUUGUGCCGCUGAGUGCGGCGGCGCCGAAGAAGUCGAAGGUGUUGCAGCAGUAUAUG
This is a messenger RNA of Neohortaea acidophila, 3603 nucleotides long. Its product is annotated as armadillo-type protein. The record is from RefSeq and is a predicted model, not a curated record. Gene Ontology annotation, biological process: protein export from nucleus; RNA export from nucleus. Gene Ontology annotation, cellular component: RNA nuclear export complex; cytoplasm; nucleus. Gene Ontology annotation, molecular function: small GTPase binding; RNA binding; nuclear export signal receptor activity. Lineage: Eukaryota; Fungi; Ascomycota; Dothideomycetes; Mycosphaerellales; Teratosphaeriaceae. The annotation marks the transcript as partial. The transcript has a single exon.